AGCAUUUAUCUCCAGAGAGAGAUACAAGGAGGGAAAGCAGAUUGUGUAUUUGAAAGCAUCGCCUCUGAUGAAGCUUUAGUACAGACGAGGAAAGAAUUGUGGUAUUAGCAUCACUUUCGUCGGAGGGAAACUUGGGAUUUUAUUCGAUCACCUACAAGGAGAGGAACAAAGAUGAACCAAACUGCGUCCGUCUCUCACCAGAUUGACUGUCAGCCAGUCAGGGAUGCAAAGGAGUUUGUGGACGUCAGCGCCCCGCAGAGGAACUGGAAGGGCAUCGCCAUCUCGCUGCUGGUGAUCGUGGCGGUCUGCUCGCUCAUCACCAUGUCUGUGGUCGUCCUCACGCCUGCGGAGCUCCCCGGCAACAAUAAGUCCAGGCUGUCUGUGGCGGAUCUGUACAAACAAGAGUUCAGCAUCCACAACCCCGAGGCCACGUGGGUCAGCGACUCAGAGGUGGUGUACAGGAACCGUGACGGCCACGUCAUCAAGUUCAACUUCGCCUCCAACGACACAGAAGUCGUUCUGACCAACAGCACGUUUGUGGCCUUCAAGGUGGUGAAGUACUCGCUCUCUGCAGAUCUGAAGUACGCGCUCUUCGCUUACGAUGUGAAACAGAUCUACAGAUAUUCAUACACGGCGUCUUACAUCGUCUACAACAUCUACACCAGGGAGGUGUGGGAGCUAAACCCGCCGGAGGUUCACAACGCGGUUCUCCAACAUGCAGCUUGGGGAAGACGAGGACAGCAGCUGAUCUACAUCUUUGAGAAUAACAUCUACUUCCAGUCCGACGUGAAGAGUAACUCUCUGAGGAUCACCUCGUCUGGGAGCGAGGGAGUCAUCUUCAACGGACUGGCCGACUGGCUGUACGAAGAGGAGAUUCUGCGUUCACACUUGGCUCACUGGUGGUCGCCUGACGGGGAGAAACUCGCUUUCCUCUCCAUCAACGACAGCCUGGUGCCCAACAUGGUUCUGCCCCAGUUCACCGGCAGCACCUACCCCAGAGGACUACAAUACCCAUAUCCUAUGGCCGGGCAGAAAAACCCUGAAGUCAAGCUGUCGGUGGUCAACUUGUUCGGAGCGACACACACUCAAGAACUGCAGCCUCCUGAUCCACUCAGGCUCAGGGAUUUCUACGUCACCAUGGUGAAGUGGAUCAGUAAUACUCACCUGGCAGUGCGCUGGAUCAACCGGCCCCAGAAUGCAUCACUGCUGACGGUGUGUGACGCCAACACCGGAGUCUGUCUGCAGAGACACAAGGACUCUUCAGAGACAUGGCUCUCAGUACAGGGACAGGAGCCGCUGUUCUCCAGGGACAGGAGCAGGUUCUUUCUCACUCUGCCCGUGAAACAAGGAGGUCAGGGAGAUUUCUGCCACAUCGCAAUGUUCACUAAAAAGUUACGAAGUGACAAGGACGAAGUUCGACACUUGACGUCAGGAGACUGGGAGGUGACGCAGAUCCUAGCUUACGAUGAAAACGAUCAGAUCGUAUACUAUCUGAGCACAGAGGACUCUGCACAACAAAGACAUCUCUACAGCGUGUCCACCCUCGGCCUGUUUCCUCGCCGCUGCCUCACCUGUGGACUGAAGGAGGAGUGUUCCUUCUUCGACGCUGACGUCAGCCCCGACGCACAGCACGCCAUCCUGCACUGCAAAGGUCCUGGAGUUCCAGCUGUGCUGCUUCUAAGUUUCUAUGACGUCGACUCGUAUUUCAUCUUGGAGAACAACCUCCCUCUGCGGUCGGCGCUGGAGACUAAAAAGAGGGUUCAGACGGAGAUCCAGAUGAUCAGGAACGAUAACUUUGAGCUCCCUCUGAAGCUCAUCUAUCCUCCCGACUUCUCCGAGUCCUACAUCUACGGCCUUCUCCUCGUCGUGAGCAGUUCUCCGGGCGCUCAGGCGGCUACAGAGGAAUUCCGGCUGGACUGGGACUCGGUGCUGGCGGGAUCGGAGCAGGUCAUCGUCGCACGGCUCGACGGCAGAGGGUCGGGGUUCAGAGGUCAAAGGGUGUUGCAGCAGGUGCAUCAGCGGCUCGGCACCGUGGACGCCGACGACCAGACGGCAGCUCUGGAAUACCUGACGAAGCUGCCGUUCAUCGAUCACACUCGAGUGGGAGUCUUUGGAGAGGACUACGGCGGCUUCCUCGCUCUGACCAUGUUGAAGUCGACGGACAGUCUGAUCAGAUGUGCUGCAGCUCAGGCUCCCGUCACCGACUGGUCCCUGUACGCUUCUGCGUUUUCAGAGAGAUACCUCGGCUCGCCAUCGACGGAGGACAACAGAUACCAAGCAUCCAAAGUCCUGACCAACAUGAAAGGUCUGCAGGGAGCAACUCUGUUCCUGGCUCACGGCACUGCGGACGCAAAUGUUCACUUUCAGCACUCGGCAGAGCUCAUCAAACACUUAAUAAAGAUCGGAGCCAACUAUACUAUGCAGAUCUACCCGGACGAGGGACACUUCCUGUCGAGACGCAGCCGGAUUCAGCUGACUCACUCCCUAAUUGGUUAUUUUAGAGGAUGUCUGCUCGACACAUCAUCUUUACUUGACCAACAUCAGGAGGACGAGUGAGCGUGGAUAUUAUUACUGGACCGUGUGUGUGUGUGUGUGUGUGUGUGUGUGUGUGUGUGUGUGUGUGUGUGUGUGUUUUAUACCUGUAGCACAACGUUUGAUGGGCAAAACAAGCUUCUUCUUAAAUCAGAUAUAGUUUCUGUUGCUCAUCACCGCAGUAGAAUAAAGCUCCUAGCUGUUUAGCUUCAGUACGUCGGAGAAAUUCAAUUUUUAUUUGACAGCAGGAUUUAGAAAUUCUCCAAAAUGUGGGGGAGGUUUGGAGGACGAGGUGAUAAAGAGAGUCUUUCUUUUUCAUGCCAACCCACUUGUUUGAACCUUGAUAGGCUUCUUUCAGCACAGUCUGCACAAAUUCUGAAACAGAAGUUGUUUUUUUGGUGCUUUUUUCACGUCUUCUUGCAAAGUACAAGUGAGAGAAGUGCAACUUUUAGCCAGUUACGUAACUCUGGUAUUAAUGUACAGUAUUAAAUGUUCACGCAGAAACAAAACCCUCAGUUUUUUAAAUGCAAUUUAAAAAAAAACAAUUAAUAAAAAUAUGUUAUUGACAAAUACAAUAAAACAGUUUAUUCAAUUAAUUAAAUAACAGCCACAUAAAAUGUGAAGUAACAAACUUUCCAAACUUCAACAGCUGUUGUGUUUUUAUGAAUGAACCAGCUGCUUAGAGUAGAAGUAAGUGUAAACGUUUGCAGAGCAGGAAGUUCUUCACUGUGCAGACACGCAAAGUAUUUCUCACAAUCUUGUGAGCUUUACGUCCUUUCGUUAACGUUUAGUUUUUUUCUUAUUACAUAAGUUGAUUUUCGAAGCUCAUUAUAUUGAUUAUGUAUCGAGCUUUUGUUCUAAUGCACAUUGCAACAUCAGUGAGACAUGACGCAGAUUUCUGCCAUCUUUGAUCCUCCAAAGCUUCCAGCUGGAGACGUUAGUACAUUUGUUUAACAGCCUGAUGUCAACAUUUAACUGGAAGUUAACGAAACACGAAAACAUCUGUAGACGGCUUUCAGAUGUAUUUAUUUAUCACAUCACGUCUGCUCGUCAGCGUUACCUGAGAUGUAUUUAUUUAAUUUACCAACUGCAGUAGCUUAAUGAGACUUUUUUUAGAUGACUAUAAACUGUACAACCUUUUCACAAGGUGUUUGAAUAUCUGCUGUAAUUUACUCAUCUUUUGUGUAAUUUUGUGUUUUAAUAGUUGCAAGGUACGAUUUGCAGUUUAAUUUUCUAUGGUUUUAUAUUUUCUACUGUUCACCAAAAUGGUUUUAAACUACUUUUUAAAAUCCUCGUCUGACGAAAUGCUUUUUGUUUUGUAAACUUGAUCUGAAACUCGCGUCUUAAUUUAUGAAUUAAAAUCUCUCUGGAUGAAUUAUUUCAGGGGCAAUUGCUCCUCACUUGUGCAUUUCCAGCUGCUUAUCCAUUAAGUACUGCAAUAAAUGUGUUACGGCAACACGACGCCAUAACAAGAGCGUUCCUCGCUGUGUGCAGACAAUUACUGUCGGCCAUUAAUCACAGUGAUGAAUGUCCUCGACGCUGUUGUAGAUUUUAGAGGAGCCAUCAUGUGCUCGGUGUCUGGAGUUUAAUUUUCAAACUGCUAUAUUUAACGCUUUACCACUGAGCGAGUUAAAGAAACAGUACGUGAAGUCGUGGUUAUUGUUUCUGUCGGGGUUUGUACUGUGAAUUUAACUUUUCUUUUGAAUAAAGAAAAGCUUCAUGUAUUUUUUGCCUGUUUUUAAUAUUAAAGAACAAGUAAUGAGC
Molecule: messenger RNA, 4296 nt
Organism: Cottoperca gobio
Lineage: Eukaryota; Metazoa; Chordata; Actinopteri; Perciformes; Bovichtidae
Product: inactive dipeptidyl peptidase 10-like
Exons: 27
Coding region: 172-2556 (794 amino acids)
Biological process (GO): proteolysis; regulation of potassium ion transmembrane transport
Cellular component (GO): voltage-gated potassium channel complex; plasma membrane
Molecular function (GO): serine-type peptidase activity; potassium channel regulator activity
Source: RefSeq, a predicted model, not a curated record